AUGACAAAUUCGCAGAGCGAAUCAAAUGCAAACACAUCUGAAGAAUUACUGUCUAAUACUUUACCUGCUCGUAUAGGUCCUUAUCGCUCUUUAUCAGCUAAACGACCGCGUGAUCCAUCCCAUCGUAAAAGUGUUUCAUUUAAUGAUGUUCCUAUUGUACAUGAAGUUCCAUUGCAUGAUACAAUGCGUAAUUCUAACUGUGAUACAUAUCGUUCAUGGGCAUAUACAGAUGCAACAACACCUACAUCUGUUAUCCCAUCGUUUUAUUCAUCACAAGUAAUUUUACCAUUUAAUUCAACCAGUGCUGCCGCUCAAAAAAUUCAUGCCAAUCGUUUAAGUAGUACUUUAUAUUCAACACCACCGACAACUAGUACAACAAAUCGAAUACCCGAUUGGGCUAUACGAGGUAAAACAUCAAAAUCUACAUCGAAUUCCGAAGAAAUAAAUACAACGAAUGAAAAUCAUUCUACCGGAAAUCCACCAGUGAUUAUUGUCCAUAUACCUGAUGAAAGGACAAUUAAAGAUACAUCAGUUAAAACAAAUACUCAAUCAACAUUGAAUAAUCUAUAUAAUACUCAUUCUCAAACAUCAUCAACACCAAUACCUUCCUCAUCACACAAUCUUGAAAAUGGAGAAGAAAAAAAAUAUCCAUAUCGUUCUGCAAUGGUACCAGAUACAGAUCAUUAUCGUAGUAUUCCAUUUAAUUAUGGACCAUUGUCGGAUUCUACAGCCACGUAUACAUCAAUGUUAUCGACAAAUCUAAUUCAAUCAAAUCAUUCUUCCACUGAACAACCUAUAACUGGACAUUCACGUACUGCACGUGCUCGUUCAGCUACUUUGCCAGGGACAGCCAAUCAUUCACCAACACGUGCUAAUGAUACUAUUUCAAUUACACCAUUUCGUGCAACAACAGCAAAUCUUUUAUCUAAUGGUUCAAAUUCAUCAACGAGGGCAGUUCUACGACCAACAACAAUUGCUUUUCAAUGUUCACAACCAGCAAAUACAACAAUGAAUACAAUCAAUGGUUCAUCAACAGUUAAUACGACAUCAACUACUAAUAAUACAAAUAAUACAAAUCAAUCAUCGACAACAAUCACAAAUACAACUAAACCACCCAUUGUACCAUCCCGUUUUGGUACAUCAGCAGCAGCUGCAGCUGCUGCUCAUUCUCGUUUUGUUAUACCUUCAAAUCGAACACUGUCAACAUCUUCAUUAAAUCCAUCAACAAUUAAAUAUACUUUUGCUCAUCCAACAAUGGAUUCAACAUUGACAAAUACAUUAACAACACAAGCAACAAUGCCAAAACCUCCACCAACUUCUUAUUCUCGUUCACGUUCAGCACAUGUUUUAAGUACAAGACGUUCAACUGCUUCACCUGUUGUUAUGCUCGAUGGUCAAUCUAAUGGUGGAACAACAACUAACCCUACUACCAAUUUAUAUGCAACAGCAAAACGCAAUCCAAAUGUGAGACAAACCUAUGGUUCUUAUUAUAUGCAUCGUGUUCUUUUACCCACGACCAUCCAUUAG
Messenger RNA from Rotaria sp. Silwood1, 1527 nucleotides. NCBI's taxonomy places the organism in Eukaryota, Metazoa, Rotifera, Eurotatoria, Philodinida, Philodinidae. The record is from the annotation of a GenBank genome assembly.